This is a messenger RNA of Labeo rohita (rohu), 771 nucleotides long. RefSeq names its product uracil nucleotide/cysteinyl leukotriene receptor-like. Gene Ontology annotation, biological process: positive regulation of Rho protein signal transduction; phospholipase C-activating G protein-coupled receptor signaling pathway. Gene Ontology annotation, molecular function: G protein-coupled receptor activity. The coding region runs from base 1 to 771 and encodes 256 amino acids. The record is from RefSeq and is a predicted model, not a curated record. Lineage: Eukaryota; Metazoa; Chordata; Actinopteri; Cypriniformes; Cyprinidae. The transcript is spliced from 2 exons.
AUGAAUAACUCUACAGUGAACUUCACCUCAUCUGAAACAUCAAACUCCUCAACUCAUUUCACUGGCCUUGUAGACAGUCUACAAAUUUGUUUGUUUAGCAUUAAUCUGCUGUUUGGACUUCCUACACAUUCUUAUAUUAUAUGGCUCAUCGUCACAGGAACUGGAAGUGGAGUUGCAUCAGAGUUUUUCAUCCUCAAUCUCUCUGUUUGUGAGAUUGGUAACUCUCUGAAUAGUUUGUUUUAUAUUGUGUCAAUUUGCUUGUCAAGUAUCACAGCAUUACCACUGUUUUUACUAGGACUAGUUUUCACUGGUCGUCCUCUGUUUCAGUGUCUGAUCUGUGUUGAGCGUUACCUGGCAGUGGUUCAUCCUGUAACCUUUCUGAAGUACAAACCUCUCAGAUAUAGAGUGAUUUGCUGCUCUGCAGCCUGGAUAAUCACUCUUUCGUCCUGUUUCUUUUGCUUAUAUAUGAGUCAAACAUUAUUAGUCUUAUCAGUGGAAUUCUUGCUAAUCCUUUUCAUCCAGUUGUUUUUUCUUGUGGCUGUUCUCAGAGCUCUGAAGCAGUCAGGACCAGGAGAGAGAAGGAGAGAGAGAGAGGAUGAAAACCACAUGAAGAGAAGAGCGUUUUUAAUUAUUCUCAUAAAUACUGCAACCACGACUAUCAUAUAUGUCCCAUUUACUAUUUUAGGCCUGUUCUUUAUCUGCACCGAGCUGGAAAGCUUUCCUGCCUUUGAGCCUUACAAAUGCAAUGGUGAUAUAAACAAAUAUCUCUAA